This is a messenger RNA of Stylophora pistillata, 3556 nucleotides long. RefSeq lists its product as uncharacterized. Gene Ontology annotation, cellular component: nucleus. Gene Ontology annotation, biological process: regulation of gene expression. The record is from RefSeq and is a predicted model, not a curated record. NCBI's taxonomy places the organism in Eukaryota, Metazoa, Cnidaria, Anthozoa, Scleractinia, Pocilloporidae. Gene Ontology annotation, molecular function: protein binding.
AGUAACUUUUUUCCGCUUUUUUUCUUCGUAGAGUAAUUUUGAAUCACUCAUUUGCCUGUACGAGAUUUAAAAAUCCCCACAUUUUGAGAGACUUUGAGUUUCGAAUCUGUGAAAAGAAAAGAAAGGUCAGCGCGGUAAUGCCAAAAAUAUUAUCAGCGAGCAACGAAACUCGCGUAUGGACCACAAGCUUCUUCGCAGAAAACACUUUACUUGGUCCUUUGCAAGGAGAAGCAACUCAGUCGAAUGAGGGGGUUCAGUUUUUGCGUACUCCUUCGGCACAAUUCAAGACCUCAGACAGAAGAAACGUUAUCGAACACGAUUUGUCACUAGGCGACUUUUCGUGGAUGUCUGCUGUACAUCCGGCGCGUUCCGAGAUGGAACAGAACCUGGAAGUGAUACGAUCUCCAGACGAUGAUAAAAUCUACUUCCGAACAACGAGAGACAUAUCGUCUGGCGAAGAGUUUCAAGUGUGGCUGGCUCCGUCUUUGGAGGAAGAACUUGGACUGCAGAACGUUGAAAAGGAGGAAUUUGAAGACAGUCAAUGGAUCUGCGGUUUCUGCAAAAAGAUCUUUCGAUGUUCUAAAGCUCUUUCCGUUCAUCAAAGUUAUCAAUGCAAGGAACUGGGUUCCAGCGUCACCUUACGGAAAGAAAACAGUGUGAAGACUGUGGACAGCGAAGGUGAUGAAGAUUUAGAAGAUGAAGAAGAAGGGGGAGAAGAAGAAGAAGAAGAAGAAGAAGAAGGAGACGAAGAAGGGGAUGGUGAUUAUGAUGAGGACGAUUUGCUGAAUAGAAAUUCACCCAAGCAAUCCCUGAAAAUUAAACAAAACUCGCAGCAUCAAGAGGAAAAAUCGAAGUCGAGGAAACGAACUGACGAUCGAAGUCAUUCGAGUGCGGACAAUAGCCAGCGGAGAUGUUUGGUGGGAGCAAGUGCUCCGAUGAUAACCGAGGAAACGUCGGUCGCUUUCGGGAAUGGUCGUGUCUUGUCGAAUCCAGCGUUAGAGAGUCUAAUUUCGAGUUUUACACCGCCUCCCUUGCGAAAGUUUUUGAACGAACCUCAGUCGUUGGCUGAGUAUCAUAAGCAAGAAUUCCGAAAGAAGUUUCAAGGAAACGAACACUAUCUUCGCAGGCAUCUUUAUCGUGAAAAUAUGGAAAGGAAAUUAGCUUCCGCCAAACAUCGGCGCUUAUUAGUGAGAAAAGAUGACGAAUAUUCAUUAAAAAGAGACAAAGACAGGCUAAGUGUAAAAAGAGAGGAAGGUAAUCUUAUAAACUGUUUUCAAGAAAGUUAUAUCCAAGAUUUGCAUAAACGUAGCACCAUUCUACCAACAUUUCCAGAAGGAGAAAUUUUCAGGAACCCGAUUGUUAAGAGUACUUCUGGUCAAUUUAACUUGCGGGAUGGAAAUUUCCCAUUAAAUGUGUCAGCUUUUAAAAAUUAUUCCAAUAUCAGGAGCUCAGUAGGACCAAAGGAACUGACAAAUAACAACAGGGUUUCUGUAGCAAACGGAAAUGAUGUUCUGCGGCGCGGGGAUGAGGUUUAUUUGCCAAGUGAAGCAGAUCGCGAAUGCACUUGUGAACAUAACAACGACGCUCAGGACAUUUCACAGCAAAAAAAAAGCUCAGCUGUGAGCGAUGAAACGACGAAAACUAGAGGGAACGAGGAAAACAGCACGGUGUCAUACAGCGAACAGCUGGAUCAAACAAUUCACCGGCCAGACCACCAAAGCAGAAGACAAGAAUCAGUACGUAAUAGCUACACUCGACUAGGCUCCUAUUUUAUUCACCAGGGAAUGCAGCCGCCUGAUAAUGCACCUCUUCGGCAUCGAAUGCAAUGCCAAUGUUACUCAUCUCCGGUACCAUGUGAGCCAACUGACAAUAUCGCCAGGCGCUUUUACGACCCCGCGUUCUUCGUGGAUCAGAGGUACGGCUAUUCCAACUAUUCGCGCAUGUUCCCAUUCUUUGCGCACCACGCCAGCAAUUUGCCUCAGGCUUCCCAGCGAAACCAAGGUUUCACGUGCGAUUACUGCGGAAAGGUGUACUGCAGGAAGUAUGUACUGAAAAUCCACAUGCGCACGCAUACGGGUUUCAAGCCUUUGCGGUGUAAAGUGUGCGACAAGUCGUUCAGUGAUCCAAGUAAUAUGAAGAAACACGUGAAAUUACACGAGACGGAGGACACUGUACACAAAUGCAGAUAUUGUGGCAGGAACUUUGUACGGUAUAGGGGUCUGUUGAAUCAUAUCAAAUCAAAGCAUUCUGAACAAAUAUCUCUUUAACCUUAUGACUACAGAAGUUUCUAGAAUCAUUAAUCCUAGCUGACAAAGACUUUUGUGCGAUUGGUUUAAAAGUGUCACAUUACCUUAUAGGCCCCUGCUAAAUUUGAGGAAUAUCAGGUAAUAUUCCUUAGGUGAUAUUCCCCAAUUGAGAGACCUUAUACCCUUAUAUCUUUGUUCAAAGUUAACUAGAGAUAAUCGGGAGUUUUGCUGUUAUUACAAAAAAAAGAAGAGACAAACGUGUUUGGUUAUUAGUUCAACAAGGAAACGCGUUAAAUCACCAUUCCAUGAAUAAGAGUUUUUUGACGUUGCGCUGUUUAUUACGCGCGCGGCAAAAUCAUUUAAAGAAUGAUACAUACUGAAGCUCAGUUUUUUCGCUCCUGCGAAGUUGUUAGCUCCACGGAAGGACACUUUCCACAGAUAAAAAUUCAAGCAUAAUUUCAGUCGCACCAAAUAGAGGCUUUUAUUUGUGAACUGCUCUUGAAAAAUAUCAGUUGAUUACCGAGUGAGUAGAUGAUGAGGUUAAGUAGCUUACUCGACAAAACUCUAAAUCGUAUUAAAGGAAUUGACAAAGAGGAAUAGGGGAGCAUAAGGCAAAUCUUCCCGUGGACUUGUGGGUAACAACAAUUAACCAAAGGUCGACCUCGGUUAGGUUCUUAGGUAACAAAUAAAAAAAAAAACCGGUACGUAUCCGUGACUGGGUUUAUCCAGACCGUAGUAUAUUUAGCUCUAACUCCUUACAUUAAGACCUCGAGUUGAUAAUUUUUCUUCUCGAUCGAUAUGCACCUGGUAAUUACGGUGGAAAAUUCUCUUCUAAAUAUCAUUUGGAAGGACUGAUUAUCAGAAAUGUCAAUUUAUGGAGUAGUUUACUCUCGUAGAGCUUAUCGUGCAGGGUGAUUUGUAUCAUUAUCAGUACACUUGGACCUGACACGUUUUCGCUGAUCUUAUUGAUUGGCCUCUAGUAAAAAAAAAAGUUACAUGUUUUUAACAACAAUUAUAAUUGUAUACAAUAUCAAAGCAUGUCCUUGAUUUGGAAAAAUAACUUUAAAUUUUGUAACAGCUACUUGGAAAUGAAAUCACCAAAAUAAUUUCUCAGGAGAAAUUUCGAAACACAUGAUGUAACUCCUGCAAAAUUUUCCUUCUACAAGGUCUAUAAGAUAUUCGGGAAAUUAACGUCGAGUGUACAAGCACACGUUCACCACAUAGGGCAGUUCUGUUUAGACCUCCUGGGUGUAAAACUGCUUGUUAUUACAUCUUACACACAUUUGUGAGGUAUUUGAAGUAUCUGUGGU